Messenger RNA from Eleginops maclovinus (Patagonian blennie), 4895 nucleotides. RefSeq names its product thrombospondin type-1 domain-containing protein 4-like. The record is from RefSeq and is a predicted model, not a curated record. Lineage: Eukaryota; Metazoa; Chordata; Actinopteri; Perciformes; Eleginopidae. The coding region runs from base 311 to 3235 and encodes 974 amino acids. Gene Ontology annotation, molecular function: metalloendopeptidase activity. The transcript is spliced from 18 exons. Gene Ontology annotation, cellular component: extracellular matrix. Gene Ontology annotation, biological process: proteolysis; extracellular matrix organization.
CAAGCUUUCUGUCAUUCUGUCUUUGUGCGUAAAAUGAGCAGAACCGGCGGGACCCCCGCGAUGACCGAGGUCAGGACUCUCUGUUGCGCCGGGGUUUGAUGCACUGCUCUGGACACGGAUUCACUCACACACCGGUAAAUGGCUGAAUCUCCGGCGGGACACAUUGGAUCUCCACCUGGAUUAAAGUUUCGAGCAUGAGGAUACCUGCGCUUGGAUAGCAGUAGGACACACUGGAUUGAAAGUGCAGUGAAGUAGAAAACGCUGAACCAUCAAUAACCUGCAGGUGUCCAAUUUUAGGAAUCCAGGAGCUAUGCUGGAAGCCUGCGUCUGGAUUUCCAGAGCUUCUGUCCUCCUCCUGCUGCUGCUUUGGUCCGACCUCCUGCACUGUCAACACACCACAGACCACAGGAAGGUUUCUCAGAGGGCAGAGUCCCAACAGGAGUUCAGGGCCGAGCAUGGAGAAGUCCAGGGCUCCUGGGGCGCCUGGGGCUCCUGGACAGCCUGCAGUAGGACCUGUGGAAGAGGGGUGCAGGAGCAGACCCGGCCCUGCCUGCCUGUUUACACUCCGUCACAAUACCCCUCCAGAAGAGAAGGUGUUCAACCCCAGCAACCGGGACACGUCAUCUCAGCCCUGAGGCCGACCGUUCCUCUGCACCGCGGCGUGGGCAGGAGUGUGAACAGCAGCAGGCGAGGAGACCUGAGGGAGGAGAAGGAGGCGAGGCCUGGAGGACGGAGGAGGGUCCCUCAAAUCAGCCCAGGGCGGUACGGUUACGGGACGGCUCCUCAUGUUGCUCCACUGCAGACGGACGCAAGCCGGAGCUCAGAAAUGUCUCGGCCCUCCAGACAAAGACGCUCCCCUGCAGCUGAACCUUGGCACCCCUACCCCCACCACCAGCCCACUGCAGACCACAGGCCACACAGCCGGGACCCCUCCAACAGCCUCCAUCAACACAGCAGACCCUACAAGCAGCUCAGGGCUCAGCUGCCCAGAAAUAACCAGGUCUGGGCCCCCCUCUACCAGCCGGGCUCUGCCCACCUGGCUCAGGACCAGCAGGGGCCAGGAUCCAGCAGCCAGACAUCUGGACCCCAGCACCAGGAGAGACCCUACAACCCCCUGCCUGUCUCCUCCUGCAGCGGGGAGCAGGCGCACUACAGGAUCUGCAACAGUAACGCCUGCCUUCCAUCCAGCAAACACAUCAGGGCUGUUCAGUGUUCUUCAUACAACAGCAAACCCUUUAUGGGCCGACUGUACGAGUGGGAACCUUUCAACGAGGCUACCGGGGGUCAGCAGUGUGAACUGAACUGCCGGGCCACCGGGUUCAGGUUCUACGUUCGUCAGUCGGAGAGUGUGAUCGACGGGACGCCGUGCGGCCAGAACGAAACUUCUCUCUGCGUGGCGGGAACAUGUUCGGGGCUCGGCUGCGAUGACUAUCUGGGAUCAGGGAAGGUGAUGGACAAGUGCGGCGUGUGCGGAGGAGACAACACAACCUGCAGGCUGGUCUCUGGAGUCUUCAAACACAGUUUAACUAAAAUCGGCUACCACAAGAUAGUGGAGAUCCCAGAGGGGGCCACCAAGAUCAACGUGACGGAAAUGCUGAAGAGCAGGAACUACCUAGCUCUCCGAAGCCGAUCGGGGCGAUCCAUCAUUAAUGGAAACUGGGCGAUCGACCGGCCAGGGAAGUACGAGGGAGCGGGCACCAUGUUCACCUACCGCCGCCCCAACGAAAUCAGAAGCACCGCCGGGGAGUCCUUCCUCGCCGAAGGGCCGACAAACGAGAUCCUGGACGUUUAUAUGAUCUUCCAGCAGCCAAACCCUGGUAUUCACUAUGAGUUCACUCUCCCUGAGAAACCAACUGGCCCUCAGCAACCCAACCACAGACCAGAAGGGAACGCUGUGAAUGGUCAGGGAGGAUCCAACCAUCACAGCAACACUCACCAGGAAAACUACAAUCCAGCAGGGGGGGGUCGGGAGCCGCCUCGCCUCCCCGAUAAUCAGGUUCCUGCCGUGCAGCCGCCCAGACGCACCAGAGAGUACAACUGGAAGAUGGCGGGAACUACAGAGUGCAGCGCCUCCUGUGGGAAGGGAUUCAGAUACUCCAUCUUCCACUGUGUGUCCCGACUGAACCAGGGCCAGGUGUCAGAGUCUCUGUGUGACAGCAGCAGCAAACCCUCUCCCCAGGAAGAGGCCUGCAACCUGCAGCCCUGCCCCGCCUUCUGGGAUAUCGGAGAGUGGUCGGAGUGCAGUAAGACGUGCGGCGCUGGCAUGCAGCACCGGCAGGUCCUGUGUCGGCAGAUUUACGCCAACCGCACCCUGAACGUGCACACGAGCCGCUGCGGACACUUAGAGCGUCCGGAGAUCACCAGCAGCUGCCAGCUGAAGAUCUGCAGCGAGUGGCAGAUCCGCUCGGAGUGGAGCGCGUGCUCGGUGCCGUGUGGGCUGGGUCAGAGGUCACGAGAGGUUCACUGCGUCAGCAACGUUGGCGACUUUGUCCCCGACGAGGAGUGCAACAUGAACUUGAGGCCAGUCGACGUGGAAAACUGUGACAUGGGCUCCUGCGCCAAGAGCUGGUUCUACACCGAGUGGGGCAACAGGUGCUCGGCUGAAUGUGGGAUGGGGGUUCGGACUCGAGGGGUUCUCUGCCUCACUAACCACAUCAGCAGCCUGCCUCUGGAGGGCUGCGGCACCGAGAGACCCCCAAACUCUCAGGUCUGCAACAGCGGCCGCUGUGAGAACCGCAUCGAGUGGUUCACGGGCCCCUGGAGCCAGUGCUCUGCAGAGUGCGGGCCGGGCAGCCAGCAGAGGGCGGUGGUGUGUUUGAUAAAGUCGGACGAAGGAUUCUCCGUCAUGCCGCCGUACGAGUGCUCCUCUCUGGAUCGGCCCCUCAGCCAGCAGAGCUGCAACCUGAAGGCCUGCGGAGCCAAGUGGUUCACCACGGACUGGAGCGCUUGUUCAAAAACAUGUGAGGGGGGUUUCCGUGUGCGGGAGGUUCGCUGCCUGUCGGACGACUCGCUGCCCAACGACGCGUGCGACCAGAACCUGAGGCCUGGGGGGAGGGAGGACUGCAGCCCCGAGCCCUGCACGCCCAGCAUAGAUGAGAACUGCAGAGAUAAGUACUUCAACUGUAACGUGGUGGUCCAGGCUCGGCUCUGCGUCUACGAUUACUACAAAACCACCUGCUGCGCGUCCUGUUCCCGAGGUGCCCACAGACAGUCCGUCCAGCGGGGCCGCAGCUAACCCCCUUCCCCCCACCGCCCCAACCCUCCCCCUACCCCCCACCUCCGCCUGCUCCAUGAUGGGGCCGGACUCACUACCCGCUGCAGGGACUCUGACCCGGGGCCGAGGGGGAGGGGGCCCGCCGGACCCUGGCUUCAAUGGACUCUUGUUUUGACUGCCAGGGAUGGAAACUGAAGAAGGGACUGUGGGAGGAGCUGGGUGGAGGACAGGAAUCUACUCCCUGGAGACGGGAGAGAGAUAACAGCAGACAGAGGAACAUACAAGACACUUCUUAAAUGGAUUUUAACCACAAAGAGAAUCCGUUUCCAGAAGUUUGCAGCCAACUUCUAUCAACGACAGCUGCUGUGGAUUACUCAGUAUGAAGAGGAGAGCGCCUGUAAACUGUUUAAAGUGGACGAUAUUUAGAAAGUAUAUGUGCUAAUAUCUUUUAUACUACUUCAGAUUUAUGGACUUAUGUCACAUGAAGUCGAUGCCUAUUUCAACUAUUUGACACCUUGACCAAAGAUUUGUAACCAGGCCUGCAGCUGAAGAUUAUUUUCAUAUCAAAUCAUUUAUCAAUUGUAGUCUUUAAAAUGUCAGGAACAAUUGGAAAAAUCUCCCAUCCCUGUUUUUUUAAAGUCUAAAACCCAAAGAGAUUACUUUAAUAUAAUGUAAAGCAGAGAAAACCUGAACAUCUUCAUAUUUGAGAGGGGGAAAAAUGCAAUUUUCUAAAAAUAUGUGCAUUAAAAAUAACCAGCAAUUAUAAAAACAGUACUUUAUUUUCUGAAGACAGUGACAGUGACACAGAUAUGCAUCCUCCUUGGUGCUGAUGCUGUUUCCUUUAUCCAGAACUUAUCUCUGUGGCACAGAUUCCUGACACCGGAGAAGAGGCAAACCACUAUUGUCCCCCCGGAGGCGGCGAGGUGUAACUGCAGCCUGUGUAAUAACCGUGUACAUAUGUAUGUAUGACAGAGUGAAUGAUAGAGGUCCUCCCAGCAACUGAAGAGAACAAGCCCCUCUUUGGUUAUUUAUUUGAGUUGCUCCCCAUGGAGACGAGUGCUUUAUCGGCCCCUGGUGACCCCUCAUAGGCUGUAGGGAUGAACCUUCCCUUCCUCUCCACCAAUCACAGCCUCAGAACCAGGUUUAGUUAUUCCACCUGCAGCGUAUUUUUGGAGAAAUUAAACAAAGCGCAUGUGUAUAAAUACAUUUUCUGUGGGAGAUGAUCAUUCCCCAAGUGUACGAUAGAUCACCCGUGAUAAAUAGGUUGCAUAUUAUUCAUAUUUGACUGGACAGAUGACAGUAUUUCACAGCUAUUGAUCUGGUGAGGCGAAUAUGAGGUGACAUCAGUUUCAGAUACAGCCUGCACACCGUACCUCUCAAGUGUUUUUUAUGUGUUAAAUGCAAUCAUUUCCCUCCAUGCACUAUAACUGACCUCUGAUCCAGAAGUACUGUAUGUGUAUUCAUGUCUAAACUCAGCAUGACUCAAGUAUUACCGUUAAUUGGAUCUCUAAAGGUAGAAAACUAGAAAAGAUUCUUGAUUUUAGAACUAAAAUACAAGACGUGUUUCAGUAUUCAGUGGCUAAUUAAACUUCUGUUUGUGCCUCAUUUUACAUGUGUUCAACCGCCUUCACAAGGAUUGCUCUUCUGAAAUAAACUAAGUACUAAUUAUUUGUACACUUUA